Messenger RNA from Populus nigra (black poplar), 1659 nucleotides. Its product is annotated as peptidyl-prolyl cis-trans isomerase CYP38, chloroplastic-like. The record is from RefSeq and is a predicted model, not a curated record. Gene Ontology annotation, molecular function: peptidyl-prolyl cis-trans isomerase activity. The transcript has 7 exons. Lineage: Eukaryota; Viridiplantae; Streptophyta; Magnoliopsida; Malpighiales; Salicaceae. The coding region runs from base 162 to 1505 and encodes 447 amino acids. Gene Ontology annotation, biological process: protein peptidyl-prolyl isomerization.
AUGGCAUCUACAUUAUUGUAUUCCCAUCUCACCCUAAACCUUAUCUAUUGAACUCUCCUCGCUUUCACUUGCAAACCAGACCAGACAUCAAGUUUGCGAUGUUAUAUGUCGUAAGUAUCUAUAUUGGAUUGAUAUCUUUUUAGAAUACUAGAUACGGUGCCAUGGCAGCCAUAAUCCCGUGCCACUAUUGUUCUUCCAUGGCCAUCUCCAAACUACCCAGAAGCCAUAUUCCUUUGGGGAACAUUAACCACGUCAAUGCUGCUUGGUGGGGUCGGCAGCUCUCACUCAGAUGUUCUCUCAAAGCCUCCCAGAAGGCUCAGCUCCGUAAUAAACUGAAAGUGAAGUUAUUUUCCUUGAAGGAGUGUGCAAUCUCUAUUGCUUUGGCUGUUGGAUUGCUAACAGGAAUGCCUUUUGUAGAUUGGUCUCCAAAUGCUUAUGCAGCUAAUCCAGCGAUGCCUGAUCUUUCAGUGUUAAUAUCUGGACCACCAAUCAAAGACCCGGGUGCAUUAUUAAGAUAUGCUCUGCCAAUUGACAAUAAAGCUAUAAGGGAAGUACAAAAGCCACUUGAAGAUAUCACAGAUAGUCUCAAGGUCGCUGGAGUCAAGGCACUUGAUUCUGUGGAGAGAAAUCUCAGGCAAUCAUCUCAAGCCCUUAAGCAGGGAAAGAGUUUGAUUAUCUCAGGCUUAGCUGAAUCAAAGAAGGACCAUGGAGUGGAGCUGCUUGAUAAGCUUGAAACUGGAAUGGAUGAACUUCAACAGAUUGUGGUGGAUCGGAACAGAGAUGCAGUAGCACCUAAGCAGAAGGAGUUGCUUAGUUAUGUUGGCAGUGUUGAAGAGGAUAUGGUGGAUGGCUUCCCAUAUGAGGUGCCUGAGGAAUACCAGAGUAUGCCUCUAUUGAAGGGAAGAGCAACUGUGGAUAUGAAGGUCAAGGUCAAAGACAAUCCCAAUACAGACGAGUUUAUGUUCAGGAUUGUUCUAGAUGGUUACAAUGCACCAGUAACUGCUGGGAACUUUUUGGACUUGGUGCAACGGCACUUCUAUGAUGGAAUGGAAAUUCAAAGAGCGGAUGGCUUUGUUGUUCAAACCGGGGAUCCUGAAGGUCCUGCAGAGGGUUUUAUUGAUCCUAGUACAGAGAAAACUCGGACAAUACCGUUGGAAAUCAUGGUCAAUGGAGAGAAAUCACCAUUCUAUGGGGCAACUUUGGAGGAGCUUGGUUUAUACAAGGCUCAGACGAGGCUUCCAUUCAAUGCAUUUGGAACAAUGGCCAUGGCCAGAGAUGAGUUUGAGAACAACUCAGCUUCAAGCCAAGUAUUUUGGCUACUAAAAGAAAGUGAGCUAACUCCCAGCAAUGCAAAUAUACUGGAUGGUCGAUAUGCUGUCUUUGGUUAUGUUACGGAAAAUGAGGAUUAUUUAGCAGAUCUCAAGGUUGGAGACGUGAUAGAGUCCAUUCAAGUGGUUUCUGGCCUCGAUAAUCUGGUUAACCCAAGCUAUAAAAUUGCCCGUUAGUCCAUUCAGUACCUGAUAUUGCCUCCGGGAGUUCGGUGACAACUUGCAAUGACGUCCCUGAGCAGAUUUUAAGCUUGUUUUCUGUUGAUUUCAUUAUAUGACUACAACCUUUCAUCUCUAGUGAGUCGUAUCUUUCCAGCUGCGAAUUUAUUUA